UCCUGUUCGGUGCCUCCUUCCUCGGACGCAGAACAAAACCCUAGCUCUCCAGUGCCUCUCGUCUUCGUGGAGGUUCUUGUCGCAGAGAGAGAGAGAGAGAGAGAGAGAGAGAGAGAGAGAUAUGGCGAAGUCUAUGAGAUCGAAGAAAUUGAAGAGGUUGAGAGCUAUCCGGAGGGAGAUCGUCGAGCCCUUCUACGACAAGAAGGACGCCGCGAAGCUCGCCGCUCAGGAAGCUGCUCUCGCCGCUCCGAAGGUCCCCGUCCCCGCUCUCCCCAGCUCCAGUUCCAAUUCCAUGGAGGUCGCCGCCGCCGCCUUCAACGGUUCCAUGGAUAUAGAAAUGGCUGAUGGCAAUCAAAGCAAGAGUUCCUUGAAGCCAGCUGGUGGUGUAGGGAAGAAAUCCAAGAGGAAAUUCAAGGUGGGUAAAAACAAGCGCCACGGUAAGGGAAAGUUCAGGAGAAAGCGCAACAUUUGAGCACC
Molecule: messenger RNA, 477 nt
Organism: Rhodamnia argentea
Lineage: Eukaryota; Viridiplantae; Streptophyta; Magnoliopsida; Myrtales; Myrtaceae
Exons: 2
Coding region: 122-472 (116 amino acids)
Source: RefSeq, a predicted model, not a curated record